AUGGCCAAGUCAAAAGCAAAGCAAUCACUUCCACUUCAUAAAAUCAUUAUGGUUGGUUCUGGUGGUGUCGGAAAAUCAGCAUUGACUCUACAGUACAUGUAUGGUGACUUUGUUGAAGAAUAUGAUCCAACAAAAGCAGACUCUUAUCGUAAAAAGGUUGUUUUGGAUGGCCAAGAAUGUCAAAUUGAUAUUUUGGAUACAGCAGGUCAAGAAGAAUAUGCAGCUAUUCGUGACAACUAUUAUAGGUCAGGAGAAGGUUUUCUUUGUGUGUUUUCUGUCUGUGAACAAGAAUCUCUUGAACACACCAAAGAAUUUCGUGAUCAAAUUUUGAGAGUUUUAGAUGAUGAAACAGUAAGAUUAAGAAUACACAUUCCUAUUGUACCAUUUAUUUUAGUUGGUAAUAAGGUUGAUUUGGCACAUUUACGUAAAGUAUCAGCCAGUGAAGCCAAUGCAUUAGCCAAUGAUUGGCAUUGUUCUUAUGUUGAAACAUCAGCAAAGACUAGACAGAAUGUAGAAGAAGUUUAUACUAUGCUCAUGAGACAGAUAAGAGAUAGAAAAGCUAAACAACAACAAGAAAAUAGCCCAGAUAAAGAUUCUUGUUGUAUUAUCCUUUAA
Rhizopus microsporus ATCC 52813 is the source of this 615-nucleotide messenger RNA. RefSeq lists its product as uncharacterized. NCBI's taxonomy places the organism in Eukaryota, Fungi, Mucoromycota, Mucoromycetes, Mucorales, Rhizopodaceae. Gene Ontology annotation, cellular component: plasma membrane. Bases 1 to 615 code for a protein of 204 amino acids. The record is from RefSeq and is a predicted model, not a curated record. The transcript is spliced from 4 exons. Gene Ontology annotation, biological process: Ras protein signal transduction. Gene Ontology annotation, molecular function: GTP binding; GDP binding; GTPase activity.